Molecule: messenger RNA, 1783 nt
Organism: Phyllostomus discolor (pale spear-nosed bat)
Lineage: Eukaryota; Metazoa; Chordata; Mammalia; Chiroptera; Phyllostomidae
Gene: FAM227B
Product: family with sequence similarity 227 member B
Exons: 17
Coding region: 255-1763 (502 amino acids)
Source: RefSeq, a predicted model, not a curated record
GGGCGGGGAGAAACGGGAAGUCCCGCCUCGCCCUCGGCAGCCGCGGGCGGUGUGGCCCUACCGCUGAGAGACGGAACCCAGACCCGCGGCGCCCUGGAUCCGCGAGGCUGGGCCUCACGCCCCGCCAGCUUGGCUCUGAGGUCCCUUCUGAGACUGGCCGGGACCACAGAAGUGACUCCAGUUUUUUUCCCGUAGCUCACGUUGAUGCCUAAGGCCCCGCUGAUUUCAUCUCUGCAAAGUCACUGAAUCAGAAAAUGGAAGAACCUCCCAGGAACAUUGAAGAAUUCUUAAAGUCUCAAAAUUGGGAUUAUUGGCCAAGGGAUGUCCUUUUUGAAGAUAGUGAUAUAUGGGAAUACACUCUGAAUAAAAUAAAAGAAGAUUGUUCAUAUGCUUCAAUUUAUACACAUCUACAGGAAAAUAUCCCUCGAAUAUAUGAUGCCCAGUUGAUCAUGGAGUCAAGAUUGGAGGAAUGUUCAACUCUUUUGGAGAAACAUGCUGCUAAAAUAUUUGAGUUACACAGCAUAAUUUUAGGUUCUCAAGGAACAUUGGAAAAAUACAAGGCAUUUCUAAGGAAGUACCAUAAGAAAAAGAUGAUAAUGCUUUCAGAUGGCAUGGAGACAAAGAAGAAUAUAGAGGGUUGCAACUUCUCUGGAUUCAAAUUAAAUGCGCUUACUCAACUACCCAGAAAAUUGGAUGCCAAACGAAUUUUUGUUCUUAUUUUAAAAGCCCAAAACUUGGAUGAAAAAACUCUUAAAAUGUGGAGGACUCAUUUUCUCUCAGAUGCCUCUAUUGCUCUUUUGCAUGAUUGCUUUUGGUGGUGGUUUCUCCAUAAAUUUAAGCCUGACAGAGAAAAUCAAGAUUUCUUGUUUGAUAGAAUCUCAGAAAGUUACGUGAGACUUUUUGUGAGCAUACCUCUAAGUCGAAAGGAUGCAUUCUUUCAGGUGUAUCCUGAUUGUUUGGCACAAGCUAUCUGUACAACAUUCCAGGAAGCAUUUCCAGAAUCCAGUGAUCUCUUUAGUGAUGCAUUUAAAGAAGAUCUAGGGAAUAACAUUUUUCUUUGGUUGUCAGGCUUGAAACCACGAAAAGGAUUUUGGACCCACUGGAAACUGCAAGAACUGUCCGCAACAACUCUACAUGGUACCAAAAGAGCACCUUUAAUCUCUGUAAAGGACAGGAUAGCAAGAAGUCAAGAACGUAUAACAAACUAUAUAGACUUCAAUAUGAUGAAAAUUUUAAAGAGCCCAACAGCACAUACAAUGUCCAUAUCCAGGGAAGAAUCAAGAUUACCAAAACUAACAACAAAGUCCCAUUAUAGUAGUAUUGGUCCAGAGUUUAACCGUGUGCUCUUCAAUUUUGGAGGUCAGAGUCCACUGAUUUUAUAUUAUCUUAAGAUGCAUCAGCUAUCCGGAAUUCCUCAAACCUCUAAACAAACCAAGGUUAAAUUCACUGAAAUAUCACAAGAACCAUCACCUGCUCCAACUUACUGUGAUAUUAUAAAGGAGGCAAAGAGACAAUUCGAAAGGAAUCAGAAGGAUUUCAAGAUGGAAAAGCUCAGAAUUGAUGAAGAAAUAAAAUUCCUAAGACAGCGGCAGGAAAGAAUUGACAAGGAACUUGAUAGACUCCAAGCAAAGGCUACCAAGAAGCCUUAUGAAGUUGAAGCUGAGUUUCAAAAGUUCCUACAUAAACUGCGUUAUGAAGUUCAAGUUGAGAGAGACUUUCUGGCAUCACCAUCAUCAGCAUCAACAACAGAAGACCACCUUUGAGGAAGAACACUAAAGAGAAA